Molecule: messenger RNA, 1424 nt
Organism: Enterobius vermicularis (human pinworm)
Lineage: Eukaryota; Metazoa; Nematoda; Chromadorea; Rhabditida; Oxyuridae
Source: the annotation of a GenBank genome assembly
AUGUCAACAUAUCGUAAAAAUCAAAUAACACAGUCAAUAAUUAUCCGGGUUAAUGAAUAUGGAUUACACGAAGCAGCAAAUUACACGAAACAGUGGUUACAAAGGACAAUACCAAAAAUUUAUUUCAACACUUUUGAAUAUCAGUUUGAAAAGGGAUUUGCUUCUGGUUCAGUUAUGUUGAAAAAUUUAAAAACCGAAAAAUUUUUGACUCCUAUAAUACGAUUUCGCCCGAGUGAUCAUGGCUUUAUCUAUAUGACUUCCGAAUCCGGAUUUUUCCAGAUUUCGGCGGAAUUUUUGAUCGAUUCACAGUUUUUUUCACUGCUCCGCAUUCCACUUGGUGGUUCAGUGGUGGCUCAGAUGACUGGUUUAGACUCCGAAAUUGGGCUGCAGGUAACUCCGGAAAAUCAAUUGGAAAUUUAUCGCUGCGACGCUGGGAUUGUAGACUUGAAGUUAAUGUUUGGCGGCUCAUUAGCUGCAGACCUUAUACAUUGGUUUAGGCGAACUCUCAGCAAUGCAAUUCGUAACAAGCUUGAAGAGAAAUUAUGUGAAACAAUCACUUCAAAAUGGUUGCCGUGGUUUAAGAAACGACUUGCAAGUUUUCCAGUGAAUGUAACCAUAAGUGUUAAAAAUCCACAGGUUUUAUUGCUUCAAACAGUACAUUCUGUUUCAAUGACCCAAGAUUACAUUGACCUCAGAAUGAGAAGUGAUCUGCUGUGGGAUGGAGAGUUGAUUGGAAAUGAACCUGAAGUUUAUAAUCCGACAUCAUUGAAAGAGAUAGACAGACUGGAAUCCAGUUCUCGAAUGAUUGAUAUGUAUGUAGAGGAACAUACAGUUCAAAACAUCGUUGCUGCAGCACAUUUUGCGGGUCUCUUUAACCAAACGGUGGUUUCACAGUUCCUCAGAACCCACUGUGAAGUUCUAUGCGUCGGCACAGUUUUACCGGAGCUUAAAGAAGCACUACCGAAUAGAACAUUGAAAGUGCAAGUUGUAACGUUAAACCCACCAACUAUUGCACUUCAGAACAGAAGAGCGCUUGUAUCACUAAACGUAUCGCUGGAGGUUUUUGGUGACCCUCCAAUAGAUGAAACCGACUGUUCUGUUUUGAGCAUAUCCGCUUAUACGGAAUUCCUGUUGACAAUGGAGAUGAUAAAUAAAAGGUUAAAAGGUUACGUCAGUAUGGUUACUGCCAAAGCAUCGUUAUUGGACAACAAUUUGGAACUCUUGUCACAAAAAGCAGUAGACUUCCUGAUAAAUAUGUCGAAACCGUUCCUGGAAGAUGCAGUUGACAUGUUUUUUGGUCAAGGCUUGUUGGUCAACGAUCCGUUUCGGUUUCCAAGUGUAAAUGAGCAUUUAAGUAUUAAUCGGAAAUUUCUUCGUUUCCAAACCGAUCUGAUCAUUCCAAGUGAUUUAAGUCGAAGUUAGAG